Echinostoma caproni is the source of this 795-nucleotide messenger RNA. Lineage: Eukaryota; Metazoa; Platyhelminthes; Trematoda; Plagiorchiida; Echinostomatidae. The record is from the annotation of a GenBank genome assembly.
AUGCCGUCGCGGAAAGAGACAACGCGUCACCAUGCAAGGGAUAUUAAACUCAAAGAAAAAAUUAAAAAGUGCAAGGAACAUCGAAAAUUACGUAAAAUGCGCAAAGAAAGCGGGACUCCUGCCGGUAUUCCUCAGACACUUGAGACCCUACGCACACUGGACGAAACGGUGACUGCGAAGGAUGACCCGGAUUUGGUUGCGGAGGAAGAAGUUGAUGAGGUUUGUCCCAUUUAUCGUGGAGAGAAAUCACCAAAGAUAUUGUUGACGUUCUCGGAUCGUGUUUGUCCCCGAACUGUCGGAUUUUGCAAAGAAUUAGUCAAAGUUAUCCCAAAUAUCAAACUGGCUGCCAGAUGGCAUUUACCGCUGAAAAAAAUCAUACCCAAGGCAAUCACUCAUGGUUUCACUGCUUUAAUCGUUAUAAACGAAGAUCAAAAGCGAGCUAACACCAUGGUUAUGAGCCACUUACCUCAUGGUCCAACCGUCACUUUUCGCCUUUCAAAUGUUCGAUUACGGCGUGAGAUGCGAGGUCGUCGCCGUGUCAAAGAUAUCGAACCGGAUAUCGUCCCACAUCUGAUCACUACCCGUUUUACUACACGGCUUGGUCGCCGCACGGAACGCUUGAUUGGUGCAUUAUUUCCAAACGAAAGCCGACAAGCUCCCGAAGGUCACAGCCGGACUGUUGUGUUUCACAAUCAACGUGACUUCAUAUUUUUCCGUCACUUCCGAUAUCAGCAUCGCGUUGCGGGCGCAAGCGAUCCACAAGAACCAGGAAAGGAGCGUAUUGCAAUGAAUGAG